Camelus dromedarius (Arabian camel) is the source of this 1081-nucleotide messenger RNA. RefSeq names its product alpha tocopherol transfer protein (gene TTPA). Gene Ontology annotation, cellular component: membrane; late endosome. Gene Ontology annotation, molecular function: vitamin E binding; phosphatidylinositol bisphosphate binding; lipid transfer activity. NCBI's taxonomy places the organism in Eukaryota, Metazoa, Chordata, Mammalia, Artiodactyla, Camelidae. The transcript has 5 exons. The record is from RefSeq and is a predicted model, not a curated record. Gene Ontology annotation, biological process: vitamin E metabolic process; vitamin transport. Bases 15 to 863 code for a protein of 282 amino acids.
GCGCGGCGGCGGGCAUGGCGGAGGCGCGGCCGGGGCCCGCGGCGGGGGCGCAGCUCAGCGCGCUGCCCGACCACUCGCCGCUGCUGCAGCCCAGCCUGGCCGAGCUGCGGCGCCGGGUCCGCGCGGCCGGCGCGCUGCGGGCGCCGCGGCCGCUCAGCGACGCCUUCCUGCUGCGGUUCCUGCGCGCCCGGGACUUCGAUCUGGACCUGGCCUGGCGGUUACUAAAAAACUACUGUAAGUGGAGAGCAGAGUGUCCGGAAAUAAGUGCAGAUCUCCAUCCUAGAAGUGUCCUUGGCCUGCUGAAGGCCGGCUACCUCGGCGUCCUGAGAGCCAGGGACCCCGCCGGCAGCAAAGUCCUCAUUUACAGAAUCGCACAAUGGGACCCAAAAGUUUUCACGGCUUAUGAUGUGUUUCGUGUGAGUCUAAUCACAUCUGAGCUUAUUGUCCAGGAGGUGGACACACAACGGAAUGGAAUCAAGGCUGUCUUUGAUUUGGAAGGCUGGCAGUUUUCUCACGCUUUCCAAAUUACCCCAUCCGUAGCCAAGAACAUUGCUGCUGUUCUUACAGAUUCCUUCCCAUUAAAAGUUCGUGGUAUCCACUUGAUAAAUGAGCCAAUCAUUUUCCAUGCUGUCUUUUCUAUGAUUAAGCCAUUCCUGACUGAAAAAAUUAAGGGACGGAUUCACAUGCACGGGACCAAUUACAAACAAAGCUUACUGCAGCAUUUCCCAAACAUUCUUCCACUGGAAUACGGUGGUGAAGAAUUCUCCAUGGAGGACAUUUGUCAGGAGUGGACAAAUUUUAUCAUGAAGUCUGAAAAUUAUCUCAGCAGCAUUUCACAGACCAUUAAAGGAGAAGUUAUCUAACGUGAAUGGCUUCCUAAUUAAAAAUACAUGAGUGAGAUCUGACCUGGUUAUAUGAGUGAAAGAAAAAGAAUUUUUAAAACUAAUUAAUGCUUUUCUGAUUGACUGUUUUAAUGUAAAAAAUCUAACUUGAGCAGCAUGGGUAUUUGGGAAACUUCUUUACUUGUUAAAUGCAUUUUCUUUACCUUUGAAGUAAUUAAAUGUUAGUAUAUCCUGAAAGC